Messenger RNA from Clupea harengus (Atlantic herring), 2529 nucleotides. RefSeq names its product sarcoglycan, beta (dystrophin-associated glycoprotein) (gene sgcb). Lineage: Eukaryota; Metazoa; Chordata; Actinopteri; Clupeiformes; Clupeidae. Gene Ontology annotation, cellular component: sarcolemma; sarcoglycan complex. The record is from RefSeq and is a predicted model, not a curated record. Gene Ontology annotation, biological process: muscle organ development.
ACGGUACUCCCGCACUUUGGUGAAAUGGUUUCUUCCCAGAGCUAUUCUGAGCUGUCAAACGCUGCAGAGAGAGGGAGGGUCAACAUGGCGUCCGAGCAGGAGAGCUCCAAUGGACCAGUGAAGAGGUCCAUGAGGGAGAAAGCCAUUGAGCGCCGCACUGCCAACAAGGAGCACAACAGCAACUUCAAGGCAGGCUAUGUGCCCAUCGAAGAGGAGCGCCUGCACAAGACAGGCCUGAGGGGGCGUAAAGGCAACAUGGCCAUCUGCAUCAUCGUCCUGCUCUUCCUCCUGGCUCUCAUCAACCUCAUUAUUACGUUGGUGAUCUGGACGGUCAUUCGCAUAGGCCCCGACGGCUGUGACAGCAUGGAGUUCCACCAGAGUGGUCUGCUGCGUUUCAAGCAGAAGGCAGAUAUGGGUGUGAUCCACCCUCUUCAGAAGAGCACAGUGGGUGGCAGGAAGGACCAAGACCUGGUUAUCACUGGUAACAAUAACCCGGUGGUGUUUCAGCAGGGUAACACCAAGUUGAGUGUUGAAAAGGAGAAGACAUCCAUCACCAGUGACCUUGGAAUGUCCUUCACCGAUCCCCGGACUCAGACCACGUUCUUUAGCACUGACUAUGACAGCCACGAGUUCCACCUGCCGAAAGGUGUGAAGGUGCUAAGUGUCAAAAAGGCUUCGACAGAAAGGAUCACUAGUAACGCGUCAUCUGACCUGACCAUCAAAGGCGACAGCAGGGCCAUAGUGCGAGGUAACGAGGGCGUGUACAUCAUGGGGAAGACGGUGGAGUUCCGGAUAGGGGGAGACAUCGAACUGAAGGCCGAGAACAGCAUCGUGCUCAAUGGCUCUGUCAUGUUUGCCUCCAGUCUCAUGCCCAAGUCCUCGGCUAAGGGCGAACUAUACUUUGAUGAGAAGAUGAUAAGGUAUAAGCUGUGCAUGUGUGCAGAUGGCACACUGUUCCAGGUCCAGGUCAAAUACCCCAACAUGGGCUGCCAGACGUCUGAUAACCCAUGCGGAAAGGCUCACUAAGAGAGAGACACAGAGAGAGAGAAAGGGAGGGAGUAUGAGAGAGUGGAGGAAAGAGAGAGAGAGAUGGACUGCAGCUACCGUUCCACCCAGUCAGCUAACAUGGUAACAUAUUUUAGUCCAUAUCAUAAGUUCACAUCUAUUCUUACAUGCAUGUACUCCCGGAGGAGUGCAACAAAGAGGGGGAGAAACGUGGGAGAUUAGAGACGCGUGUUUAAUGAGAAAAUGAAUAAGAUCACACAUCAUUUUGUGCCAUAGAGUAUUUUGGCCAAAUAUUUCAAACUGCUUGAGCUUUGUUUUCAUGCCACUAUUUUGUAUCGAUUUUUUUAAACACUACCAUGAUGUCUCCCAGCAUGCAUGCGUUAUCCUGUUCAAAGUUUACAAGAGUAGAGAGAGGAAAGGCCUUUUAAAGUGGAAGUAAAAUAAAGGGAUUUGUGUCCGAAACCGUUUCUGAUGUACCAAUGCAGUAUUACAGACCCGUCACAUGGCUUGUGCUUCCCUCCCAACCUAUCUAUCCGCACACGCCCAGACGCAUACCUGUAGAUACUAAUGGGUGUCUGUCACACCUACGCCCCUUGUCGACUAUUUUAUUGGCUUAUGUACAUAACUGCUGGCAGCUUUGUGGUGUAUUAUCCCAGGUUUGGAUUUUUAGGAAAUGACGUUGUUGUGGUACCACAAAAAUGGUUACAGCUAAUGAGUGACGUUUGCUAACCUGUGAUGAUGGUGAUGAUGUUGAUGUGGGAGCUUGUACAACCAAAAAUAUAUGUCACUCACAGCUGUGUUGCUGUUACAUGUUCAGUUUGUACCCGAUCUUCUGAAGAGGCCUUGCUACAGCAUCUCCUUUCAUUUUUAGUUUUUGGUCUGAAAGGGUAAUACCAGUUAUCUCUCCUUAGACUAGACAUGUUUGAAAAGGGGCUGCUCACAAUGCCUCUUUCUUAUCACUAACGUCCAUAGUCGUGCCAAAUACAUGUAUGUCAGUGUAGUGAAGGAGGAUACUUUUCCUAUUUAGGGGGGCAAGAGCCUUUGUCCAGGAACUAUCCUGGAAUGAUCUAGGUAUUAUAAUAAACAACAUGGUCCAGGGGUUACUGUAAACUCUGUAAAACUGCAUCACUGCAUCUAGAGAUGCUUGUUUUGUCGUUGUUGUUGUUCUUGUUCUUUUGUUUUGUUGUGUUGUGUUUUUUACCGUGGUGCCCGAGUAAGAUAAUUUUCACUAAACAGCAACCACUCAUAUAAUUUCGCCUUACACUGCAAAGAUCAGGAACAUGCACUGCAUCAUGCUAUAUAUCACACGACUUCAGAAUCUGUUAUUUUUGAAAAACCGUCAGUACACAGAAAGGAGUGUGCUUAUUUUUAAUAUCUUUUGAUAAGAUUAAUGUAGAAACUAAAGAGUGGUGUGAUACUAUGUGCAAUACAGCAUUUAUCCCAGUUUUGAUGGCAUUGUUUCAUGUGUGGUAUUUAUUUGAGUUGUCUUUGAUUUUACUUGAAUAAAACAGAAUUAAACCACAA